AAAAUGUCAAACACAAAUGGCCCAUCGCUGUUGCGUCUGGGUGUAAUAGUGACGAUGGCAGGAGUCAUCUCUAUGGGCGUAAUGUUUUUCUGGUUCUCAUCUCCAAACAAAUGCCCACCUCCAGUUUUUAGACCCCACCAAUAUUCACAAAUCAGUUCUCUUUCUGGUAAAGCAGAAGAUAAACCUAUACUUCUGUUAUGGGUUUGGCCUGAAAAUUAUAGGUUUGAUUUCAGUGUCUGCAAAAAGUUUUACAAUAUUGAUAAUUGUCAAUUGACGGAUGAUAGAGCUCUCUACAACGAUGCAGAUAAUGUAAUUGUUUAUCAUAGAAACAUCCAAUGGGAUCUCUCCAACCUUCCUCCAUCUCCUCGUCCUCUGUUCCAAAGGUGGCUUUGGUUGCAUUUGGAAUCACCAACCAACACCAAAAGGAUUCCAGGUCUGGAAAACCUGUUCAAUCUCACUCUCAGCUACAGACAUGAUGCUGAUAUUCCUGUACGGAUGCGCUUGAUGACCAGGAAGAAACCUAAUGAGGAUUUUGUCAUUCCCAAAAAGGAUAAACUGGUGUGUUGGAUUGUAAGUAACAAUGAUCCCUCAACAGGUGUUGACACAAGGAACGUUUUUUACAGGGAACUCAGCAAAUACAUCAAAGUGACUUUGUUCGGAAAGGCUUAUUCAGGGUUUCUGAGUUACGACGACUACUAUCCAACCCUGGCCAGCUGCAAGUUUUACCUUGCCUUUGAGAACUCCAUCCACAAAGACUACAUCACUGAGAAGAUAAACGGGCCACUCGCGGCGGGGACCGUCCCUGUGGUGUUGGGUCCUCCGAGAAGAAACUAUGAGAACUUUGUUCCCGCCGAGUCCUUCAUUCAUGUCAAUGACUUCCCAGACGCAAAGUCACUAGCCGAAUAUUUGCUUCAUCUGGACAAGGAUGAAGAUGCAUAUCGCAAGUACUUUAACUGGAGGAAACAUCUCACUCCAAGUCCUCAUUUAAUAUUCCAGAAUCAAGAGUUUAUUCUGGCUAUUUGCACUGCGUGUGACUAUAUCGCACGACACAGACAAUAUAAAGAAGCUCACGAUCUCUAUGAGUGGUACUUCAAUUGAUGUCAAUUUCUUACAUCACCUGAUAUCAGAUAUUUAUAUAUAAACUGACUAUUUAUAUAAGAUUUAGUAACUAUUUUGGUGAAAGUAUUUUACUGAAUAAUCAUUGCUUAUGAAUGAUCUAAUAAUUAAGUAAUGAUGCUUGUCCUUGAAGAAAUUUAUGUAAAUAAUUAUAUGCUGGUUUAUGUCAUGAUAACACUCAUUUUCUCAGCACAAGCCAGUAAUCAAUGCACAUGAACUUUGGCUGAUUCAAAAUGAAUUAUAAGUAAAUUUUAAGAUUAUAUUACUAUUAUCAAGUUAAAUACAGAUAGAAAAUAAC
Molecule: messenger RNA, 1414 nt
Organism: Carassius carassius (crucian carp)
Lineage: Eukaryota; Metazoa; Chordata; Actinopteri; Cypriniformes; Cyprinidae
Product: 4-galactosyl-N-acetylglucosaminide 3-alpha-L-fucosyltransferase 9-like
Exons: 1
Coding region: 4-1098 (364 amino acids)
Cellular component (GO): membrane
Molecular function (GO): alpha-(1->3)-fucosyltransferase activity
Source: RefSeq, a predicted model, not a curated record